AAGAGGUCAGCGUUGGUUUUCAAGAUGGCGGCGCUCAAUGUGUUGGUCACGGGCUGUGGGCGGCUGUUCCGAGGGCUCGUGGGACUCCCGGCCGCUACCGGCUGGGCUCGGCCUGCAGCUCGCGGGUUCAGGGAAGUGGUGGAGAUCCAAGAAGGGAAGACGACUAUAAUUGAAGGCCGUAUCACAGAGACUCCCCAGGAAAGUCCACUGCCCCCUAACCCCUCGGGCCAGUGCCCCAUCUGCCGGUGGAACCUGAAGCACAAGUAUGGCUAUGAGGAUGUUCUGCUGCUCAGUCAGUUUAUCCGGCCUCACGGAGGCAUGCUGCCCCGAAGAAUAACAGGCCUAUGCCAGGAAGAGCACCGCAAGAUUGAGGAGUGUGUGAAGAUGGCCCACCGAGCAGGUCUGUUACCAAAUCACAGGCCUCGGCUUCCUGAAGGAUUCGUUCCGAAGAGCAAACCCCAACUCAACCGGUACCUGACCCGCUGGUCUCCCCGCUCUGUCAAGCCCAUCUACAAUAAAGGCCACCGCUGGAACAAGGUGCGCAUGGCUGUUGGGUCACCCCUCCUGAAAGACAAUGUCUCCUACUCUAGAAGGCCUUUGGUGCUGUACCAUUGACUGAGUGGGCUUCCUGGGAACCUCGCCACAGCUCCUCCUGCACUCCCACCCCAUGCCACUAGGGCCACCCAGCUCCUCCAACAUGAAGGACGUGAGGGGCAGUGGGACCAACUUCAGAGCCCUUGGCCUGCCCAGCAACAGUGCAGUUGGGGGCAGACAGGGCAGUUGGGUCCCUUGGCAGCUGCUAUGGUCUCAUGACUGGCUUGGGCUGUGCUCAGUGCUGGGGGACAGGAUUUUUGCCCAAAGGAAUGUCAUAAACCAGGCUCAUGUAGUCA
Equus quagga is the source of this 890-nucleotide messenger RNA. It is a transcript of the gene MRPS18A, whose product is annotated as mitochondrial ribosomal protein S18A. Gene Ontology annotation, biological process: mitochondrial translation. Lineage: Eukaryota; Metazoa; Chordata; Mammalia; Perissodactyla; Equidae. Bases 25 to 615 code for a protein of 196 amino acids. Gene Ontology annotation, cellular component: ribosome; mitochondrial small ribosomal subunit. Gene Ontology annotation, molecular function: small ribosomal subunit rRNA binding; structural constituent of ribosome. The transcript is spliced from 6 exons. The record is from RefSeq and is a predicted model, not a curated record.